GCCUUCUUUCUAUAUCAACAAUUCCAUAGCACAAACACAAUGAAUGGGAAUGAUCCAAAAGUAAGUUAUCAUCUUAUCUGAUUUUAAAUGAGCUCAUAAAUAACAAUGUUGAAUAGCAUAACUUAGGCCAUAUCUGCCAGUGCUGGAGAGCAUGAGGCCAUGACCAUCGCUUCGGCAUCAUUCAUGACAAGUCUUUCAGCAUUUUUUUUUACCUCUCUGUUUACAAUCACUAAAACCACGAUCACCUUAAAAACAUCAUUCUUAAAUGAUUUGUUUUCCCUUAAUUCACUCUAUUCAGUUGCAUAAUGCAGAAGUAGAAUAUUUACUUAACAACCUAUGGUAUUAAUGGAUUUUCCAAGGUCCCAAAGUCUAUAUUAGGCAGUGCAUUUUGCCUUCUUUCCAAGUGUACUGCUACAAGUGUCGUUCUCUUCACUUCCCUCCUAAACUGCCGUUGAGUUUAUUAUUCAAUGGAGUUUCAUUUUCUCGUGGUUCUUUUCUUAACCUCGGUAAGUAAUAACACGAACAGUAGCGUUAUUAUUCAAUCAAGAGCAUGUUGAUACAUGGUUUAGAAAAUAGUAACCUGGUCUCGAUGAUCACUCUUUUGCAGCUUCAACUAGCCAAAACUCAUGCUGUUACCUCCCAAGAGAUCUAUUGGCAGUCUAUGUUGCCUACCACUCUGAUGCCUAAAGUUCUUCAUGAUCUUUUGCCGUCUGAGCAGAAGAGUGAUGCUAGCAUGAAUUUUGAAGAUAGUGGUGUAGACGUAGACGUCGGCAACAUAGUAUCUGUGGAUAUUGGGAAUGGAGUAACUGUGGAUGUCGAGCCGCCAUUCUUCAGUGGUGCAAGCCCAUUCUUAUUUAAUUAUGGCGCCUCUAGGGAUGAACUCCAUAGCAACCAAAAUGUGACUCCCUUCUUCCUAGACAAGGACCUGCAUCCCGGCACGAAAAUGAACGUCUACUUCACCAAAAUUGCAGCUGAUGCUAAGUUUUUACCUCGCAAAGUUGCCAAGAUUAUACCCUUCUCCUCAAACAAGUUCUCAGAAAUCAUGCGCAAAUUUUUAGUCAAGCCUAACUCAACAAAAGCUGAGAUAAUGAAAAAGACUAUGGAAGAGUGCGAGGAGCCAGCAUUUGAGGAUGAGGACAAGUAUUGUGCCACAUCACUGGAAGCAAUGGUAGAUUUUAGCACUUCAAAGCUAGGAAAGGAUGUUAGGGUUUUGGUCACGAAGGCUAAUAAAGAUGAUACACUGCAGCAGGAAUUUAGCAUCACUCAGGGAGUCGAGAUGGUAGGAGGCAAGUUAGUAGCAUGUCAUGCCAAAAACUACAUUUACCCUGUAUUCUACUGCCAUGAAACACAUAUUACCAAAGCUUAUAUCGUUCCAUUAAUUGGAGAUGAUAAAACCAGAGUCCAGGCUGUAGCCAUAUGCCAUACUGAUACAUCAAAGUGGAACCCAAUGCACCUGGCUUUCCAGGUUCUUGAUGUUAAACCUGGGACUGUUCCUAUCUGUCACUUCCUACCAGAAAACCACAUCAUCUGGGUUACUGAAUAAUGAGAUAACAAAACUGCACAUGUAAUUGUGCCUUCUUUCAGUGCUUUAAACUUAGUAGUGCUCACCAUGUUUGGAGACUAUGCCAGUUUGAUUCUUGUACUACCUAUGUUACAGGUGUUAAUUAAAAAGACACCUAUUUGUGUAUCCAAAGUUUUUCAAUGAAAAUGUUAUGAUUUCAUUA
Ricinus communis (castor bean) is the source of this 1724-nucleotide messenger RNA. Its product is annotated as BURP domain-containing protein 3. The transcript is spliced from 2 exons. Bases 551 to 1543 code for a protein of 330 amino acids. The record is from RefSeq and is a predicted model, not a curated record. Lineage: Eukaryota; Viridiplantae; Streptophyta; Magnoliopsida; Malpighiales; Euphorbiaceae.